AAUCAGUAUGCUCACUUACUGACCAGGGAGAGGGUUGUCAGAGCCCAAUGUUGGAGCCCCAGGGAACAGCGAAGGACAGCGGGUUGAUGGGGAGCCUGGCGCAGUGGGCACUUCCUUCUCCAUCGGCCAGCCCCGUGGGCCCCCUGGCGACAGCCUUUCUUCUGUCUCUGUUCCUGCACCCAGCGUCCCUUCUGACCCAGGAGCACCGGGGGACCACAUCUCUCAGAUUUUCCAGCAGUAGAGCCGAUCCCCAGUCUAAAGAUGAAGUUCGACCCCAGGAGAAUGACGUUGACUUGGGACUGCCAAGAAAAUGCCACCUACGUGGAAUGUGUGAUGUUUCACAAGGAAAAAGGACCAAUCACAAUAAUGCUUACGGACAAAGAAUGUCGCUGCAAAUUUCCAGACUCUUCUCUCCAUGGAGGUGUCACACUCAUGGUUACAGCAAAUAUCAGCCAAAGACUGAUCUCAGAAAAGCUGGUCUACCCUAACCCAGGUGAGGAGGGCACAGCUGCUCAAAACUUCUCCUGUUCUAUCUACAAUGCAUAUUUCAUGAACUGCACUUGGGCAAAGGGUCAAGCAGCCCCCGAUGAUGUCCAAUAUUUUUUAUAUAUACGAGACUCCAGGAGAAAAAUCGAAAGAGAGUGUCCUCAUUAUGUAGAAGACUUGAAAAUCCACGUGGGAUGUCACCUCAAAGACCUCUCGGGAUUAACUUUCCAUAAUUAUUUCCUGGUUAAUGGUACCAGUCAAAGAACAAGAAUCCAGUUCUUCGAUUCCAUUUUGUCAUUAAAGGCAAUAGAGAGAUACAGCCCGCCCCACAAUGUCACCGUGCACUGCAACGGAUCGCACUGCCUCAUUCGCUGGGAGAAGCCCAGGACCCUGCAGAGCCUGACCGGCUGGGAGUUCCAGUACCAGCUGGACAUUCAGAGGCAGAGCACCACGCAACAUAGUGGAAAUCAGCUGAUUGAGGUGUCUGGUGAUGCAGAAAAUAAAUACAACUUUCCGAGCCCGCAGCCCAGGGGGAAACAUGCGGUGAGGGUGAGGACCUCAGACUCACGGAUCCAGCAGUGGAGUGCGUGGAGCAGACCCGUGGAGUUCGGCUCCGAGGAAACAGAAGCCAGCCUCGUGCACGUGUAUGUGCUGGUGGUCCUGGGAACCCUCGCAUGCGCCCUGCUGCUCGGCUGCCUUUUAAAAAGGGUCAUUGGGAAGUACAAGUUAUUUCCACCGAUUCCACGGAUCAAAGAUAAACUGACGGAUAACCAUCAGUCCGACCAGCAGAUGAUCUGGGAGAAGUUCCCACCCAGCGCAGGCAGAGGGGACAAUGAAGAGGUCUUAACAGUGGAGGAAGUGACGGAGGCCCCCACAAGCCCCUGACUUCUCAUGCCGACACCCCCAGACAUUCUGGAAGCC
This is a messenger RNA of Manis javanica (Malayan pangolin), 1407 nucleotides long. It is a transcript of the gene CSF2RA, whose product is annotated as colony stimulating factor 2 receptor subunit alpha. Gene Ontology annotation, biological process: cytokine-mediated signaling pathway. The record is from RefSeq and is a predicted model, not a curated record. Gene Ontology annotation, molecular function: protein binding; cytokine receptor activity. Gene Ontology annotation, cellular component: external side of plasma membrane; membrane. NCBI's taxonomy places the organism in Eukaryota, Metazoa, Chordata, Mammalia, Pholidota, Manidae.